Molecule: messenger RNA, 2534 nt
Organism: Pseudopipra pipra
Lineage: Eukaryota; Metazoa; Chordata; Aves; Passeriformes; Pipridae
Product: zona pellucida sperm-binding protein 4-like
Exons: 12
Coding region: 758-2425 (555 amino acids)
Biological process (GO): prevention of polyspermy; binding of sperm to zona pellucida
Cellular component (GO): egg coat
Molecular function (GO): structural constituent of egg coat; acrosin binding
Source: RefSeq, a predicted model, not a curated record
UGGUGCUGGAAGGGCACAGUUUUCUCGGGGAUCAGAGAGGCUCCCCUUAGGUGUGUUUCAAGCCCAUCUGAGGGACCCCCUGUAAGUUUUUGGGAGUGGGGAUCCAACAGAGCAUACAGUCUUGCCACCUGCCAGCCAGGCGUAGACCAGUCCUGCACCUUAUCCCCGCACAACCACACUGCAAACAGGGCUGUAAGUCCAUAGUCAAGAGUGUUUACAGGGAAUCACCACCUUUUAGGUGGGCAAAGCCUCCUGAGCUCCAUAGUUUCCCACAGAUUUCAUGUGAAGGGCUAUUUCUGUACUUUCAUGUCAGCACCCUACAUCUGGCAUUUGAGGCAGUGUCAGCUUUAAAAGAAUAAAAGAGCAAAAGAGCACUGUCACUCAGUUUCUGGCACUCAUGCCUUGUAAUGAGCAAUUAGAGCAGCAAUAGGGCACCUGGGGAAAAGCAGCCAGAUGUCCUGCAUGUCUCGGCUGUUAGAAGAACUGAGAGUGACAAAAAUAAUUUAAAGACCCUGCUGGGGCUCUACAGUAUGAAUACAGACCCAUCUCUUGACAUACGCUCAGCUCUUGCUCUAUGGUGUCCUUCAAAGGGUGCAAGCAGGCUCUGUUGGGUUCAGGUGAGGGCAAUGACAGGUGCUAAAAACUGCUGGGCUGGGCCCACCUGGACACUUGAGGGAGUUCUGAUCCCAGCUGGCUCCCCAAUUUAAAAGGGCUAGGCUAAGGACAGCUACUUCAUGGUCCUUAGCAAGAGAGCAGGAUGGGUGUUGUAGGACGGUCUGGGGCUGCAUUGGGUGCUGUGCUUUUCUGGGUGUUUCUUGGUCCCGUAGCUUUGGUUAUGGGGGCUCAUAGUGUUUUUUCUGAUCCCACCCUGCUGAUUUGUGGCCAAGAAAGCUUACAGCUCACGUUACCUCUGGGCUGGGAAGGGAAUGCUUCAUUGGUGCUGACUACUUGGGACACUGAGGGGAAGGCACAUGCUCUGCAGAAUGACUCUGACUGUGGGCUGUUGGUAUCCGAGACUCCAGAUGGCUCCAGGAAAGUAUUGGUUUCUUAUACUGGCUGUUAUAUCUUUGAAUGGAAUGGCCAUUACCUUCUGCUGGUUGGGCUUGAAGGAAGAGAUGCUGCUGGGCAAAAGGUUCUUCAUGAAGAGACGCUGCUCAGGUGCCCUGUGGACCUUCCUGCCCUAGAUGCUCCAAGCAGUAGUGUCUGUUUGGCCGUUCCCAGCCAGGACCGGCUGCCGUGUGCCUCCUUACCUGUCAGCCAGGGAAACUGUGAAGCGCGAGGCUGCUGCUAUGACCCUAGAGACAGGGUAAAUCCUUGCUACUUUGGUAACACAGUGACAGCUCAUUGCACACCAGAUGGCCAGUUUUCCAUUGCUGUUUCUCGGGAUGUGACCCUGCCACCCAUUGCCCUGGACUCUGUGCAACUGGCCAGUGGACACAGUACUGGCUGUGUUCCUACUGUGAAAAACCAUGCAUUUGUUGUGUACCAGUUCCCACUCUCUGCCUGUGGCACCACUUUUCAGGUGACUGGAGACCAGGCCAUAUAUGAGAAUGAGUUGGUGGCAUCCAGGGAUGUGAAAACUGCAAGCCUUGGCUCUGUCACUAGGGAUAGCACUUUCAGGUUACAUGUCCGUUGUAGUUAUUCCACCAGUGGGAGCACCAUUCCCUUGAGUGUUCAAGUCUUCACAUUGCCACCACUCCCUGCUGUGUCCCAGCCAGGUCCUCUGUCCUUGGAGCUGCGUGUUGCCUCAGAUGGAAGUUAUACUUCCUACUAUACUGACAGUGACUAUCCUAUUGUGAAGACUCUGAGAGACCCUGUUUAUGCAGAAGUCAAAAUCCUUCAGAGAACAGACCCAGACCUGAUUUUAGUUCUGCACCACUGCUGGGCCACACCAACUACCAAUCCCCAGCAACAGCUGCAGUGGCCUGUUUUGGUGGAUGGGUGCCCUUAUGCAGGGGACAACUAUCAGACACAACUGGUGCCUCUGAAUUUUGCCUCAGGACUACUGUUCCCCUCUCAUUACCAGCGUUUCACCCUCUACACGUUCACCUUUAUGGACUCCACUUCCCAAGAGAAGCUCUCUGGGCUGGUGUACCUUCACUGCAGUGCUUCAGUGUGCCACCGAUCUGUACAGGAGUCCUGCACCUCCACUUGCCCUGCUAGAACCAGGGGUAAAAGGAGUGCUGAGCAUCACUUUCAGGAAGGUGCCUCCCAUGUCUCCAGCAAAGGCCCUGUGAUUUUCCUCCAGGAUGAUCUAAGAUGGGGCACAGCUAAGGGUGGCCUUGGAGCAGCUGUGCAUGCUGCAGCCCCCUGGGCUCUGGGUUUUGCUGCUGUGGCAAUCGGGGCAGUUCUGUGUAUGGUCCUUGUAGCUGCUGUGCUGUGGCAAAGGAAGGUGUCAGCAAAUGAAAUCAGUGGACUGCAAUAAAGUGGCUGUCAAACCAUUUGGUCUGUGGUACAGCUUCUCCUAGAGAUCACAGCUGUAAAACUUUAUUUGCAAGGCAAAAAUUAUCCCAAUGGCUGUGAAAGCUUUCCAA